ACCGGCUACGUUCGAUCAGCCUGGUUAAUUAUUCAAAAUCCUUUGUGCGGACAUGAGAGGCGGAAUAGAAAAUAGCUGGCUAAAUUUAACAGCAAGGUUGUUAAUUGUUCCGAGCUGUAACUCCCUCCAACUCCGUGUUUCCGACCAUCCUAACUUCGUUGUUUCAAUCGGUCGAGUAAAAUAAAAAAACAGUUCCCCCGAUUGAUUUGAUCGAUAACGUUGUUAAUUACUUCAAGUAGUAACGUCCCGCGGAAGUUAAAUUAAACGAUCAAAUUGCUAAUUAUUCCAAACAAGAGUGAAACGGUACGUCUGACCAAAUUCCGGGAUAAACUACUUGAAGCAUUUCCCUCGAAGUAAAAGGAGGGUUGAAAAAUGUUUCGUAAGCAAUUUAAUUUCCCUCAAAGAGAAUCUCUGAUUAUCGCAGAGUGGUUAGGAAAUAUACUAGGUCAGUUGAUUCGAAACAAACAACUCUAAUCACCCAAUUACUAUAACAUCCAUUGACGCUUUUGUUAAAUUUCUAUUCUUUUUAUCUUCUCUGAAAUAACUACGUAACAAUGGUAUAUAAAUAAAUAAAAUCGUACGGUUGGAAAGCGAAACGUUAGGUCGGAAGAAUGUCUGGAGUAGGUCGCUAGUAGUUAGCGAGGCACAGGUGUACCUCGUCCCGAAGGAGGCGAGGAACCAUCCUUGCUUCGCUUCGUCCUGGGCCGAGAAGUGCGCAGACGUCCUGCCGGUGGACGAGGAUGGUCGGAGUCGGAGGAAGCGCGCGUGGAGGCGCGAAACGCUGGUUGCCCGUGUCCGGAAGCAUCGAUGUGGGCUCUUGGUGAACGUCGAGGAGGGCCGGAGGCCGGAGGAGAGAACGAGCUCGAACUAGCCCGUUCACGAAGGGUGGAAGAGCGAGAGAAAAGGAUACGCGGUCGCGCAUGCGUUCCAUCAGCCUCCGGAACACGGCUGACAGAGAUCUAGAUGGAGUACGGAUCGGCUUGUGACGGGAGGGACAGAGAAGGACAGACGGAGGGAGGAGAAGAGAGGGAGAAGGAGGAACGUAUACACUGGUCUCAUAGGGCAGUCGUUCCUCCUUCGUCGUUCCUUCGCAAGGCGCAGACCGCUUUUUAACAAAAUUAUUCUGUAUACCCCGUGAGGGAGAGGAAAAAAAAAAAUAGGCUGCUUGGCUCGCGUUUCGCCUGUCAUCAGGCUGCUGCCGUUGGUGGAGGCGCAUUGACUGACUCGCGUGGUCCGUUCGUUCCGGGAUUCGGUGGUGUCUGCUGGCGUAACGUACAAGUGGUGGCUAAGUGGUGUGCUGCCGGCGAAGAAGCGAGAGGAGGAGGCGGUUGAAGAAGAAGAAGAAGAAGAAGAAUAAGAAGAAGAAGAAGAAGGAAGGCGACGUGGUCCUUUUCGUCGUCCACGAAUUGAGCCGAAUAAUGUGCAAUUGACGAAGAUCGCGCAGCGCAAGGAAUGGCCCCAUUCAGUUCCGUCUUCCUGGGCGUCUGGGGAGUGUUUGUGAUCGUUUUGAUACAAGAAUCUAGGCCCGUCAGCUGGGAAGAAUGGUGGACCUAUGACGGUAUUUCCGGUCCUGGCUUCUGGGGUCUCAUCAAUCCGGAAUGGUGGCUGUGUCACAAGGGCAGACGACAAUCACCGGUGAACCUGGAACCAUCCAGGCUACUCUUCGACCCGAAUCUACAACUCCUUCAUUUGGACAAGCACAGGGUCGGUGGUGUGCUCGCCAACACAGGUCACAGUGUGGUGUUCGCGGUGGACAACGACACGCGACAUCCGGUUAACAUAUCUGGGGGACCUCUCAGUUAUCGUUAUCAGUUCCACGAGAUCCAUCUGCACUUUGGACUGGACGAUCGGACCGGUAGCGAGCAUACCGUCGAUGGGCAUGCCUUUCCGGCGGAGCUACAAAUAUUCGGAUUCAACUCGCAGCUGUAUAACAAUUUCUCGGAUGCGUUGCACAGGGCGCAGGGCAUCGUGGCGGUGUCCCUUCUCCUUCAGGUUGGAGAUCUCUCGAACCCUGAGCUACGAAUAUUCACUGAACAGCUGGAUAAAAUCAGAUACGGAGGCCAGGCGAUGGAGAUUAAGCGUUUCGUGGUGCGGGAACUCUUGCCGGACACGAAAUAUUACAUGACGUACGACGGCUCCACAACUAUGCCGGCCUGCCACGAGACCACCACGUGGAUCAUCCUGAACAAGCCGAUAUACAUCACCAAGCAGCAGCUUCUCGCUCUGCGACAAUUAAUGCAAGGGGACAAGGAUCAUCCGAACGCGCCGCUUGGGAAUAAUUUCAGACCUCCGCAACCGCUUCAUCAUCGUCCCGUUCGAACGAACAUCGACUUUAAUGUUCAGGGACCGAAGAACUGCCCGACGAUGAAUAGAGACAUAUAUUACAAAGCUAAUAGCUGGAAAUAACCCCGUGGCGAACGACGGGGACGAUUGGCGUUCGCAUUUAACUACGCUUUCCCUGGGACGAGUUGGAACUACGCUGUUAAGAGGAUAAGAACUCACUGACAUAUCAAUUAAAAAAAAAAAAAAAA
Molecule: messenger RNA, 2531 nt
Organism: Osmia lignaria (orchard mason bee)
Lineage: Eukaryota; Metazoa; Arthropoda; Insecta; Hymenoptera; Megachilidae
Gene: CARPB
Product: Carbonic anhydrase-related protein B
Biological process (GO): one-carbon metabolic process
Molecular function (GO): zinc ion binding; carbonate dehydratase activity
Source: RefSeq, a predicted model, not a curated record